This is a messenger RNA of Postia placenta MAD-698-R-SB12, 1048 nucleotides long. RefSeq lists its product as hypothetical. The record is from RefSeq and is a predicted model, not a curated record. The transcript is spliced from 2 exons. NCBI's taxonomy places the organism in Eukaryota, Fungi, Basidiomycota, Agaricomycetes, Polyporales, Adustoporiaceae. The coding region runs from base 1 to 666 and encodes 221 amino acids.
AUGGGCUCAUCGUCGAACGCAAGCUCAAAUGGCCUUUACACACCGUCGACGAGCACCUACUACCACUCGCACAUCAUCCCUCUCCCACCGGUCACUCCGUACCUCUCUCCGGUUGAGCUCGCGCAGCUCGAUACACCAAAGGCAUCUGCAUACACACCUGCCAAGUCUGCACACCUCGUGGUCCACCCAUGCCUUGCACGAGGGCAUUCAGUCCUAUCAUGGGACAUGAUCAGAGAGCCUUACGGCUUGCCGCUGCCGCCGAACAUUCUCGCCGAGUCAGCGACGCAGCCUCCAGUCCCCCGCCUCACGGUCACCAUCGGAUCUGGUUACCCAUGGCGCGUCGACGUCGAGCCCCGCACAUCAUCCUACAUCACGGUCGCCGACGUGCUCCAUUGCAUAUACCGCAACCUCCGCAGCAUCGUUGGUUCGGCUGAGUGGGACCAUCCGUCCACACCUGCAGAGCUCAAAGCGCGCGCCUCCGCCGCAUAUCACGACCGUCGCAGGCGCUGCCCAGACCCGGACCCCCGAAAGGCGGGAAUCCGCAGAAUCGACUAUCUGGGUGACAUGCGCGCUUUCCGCGGUCUCGAGCCCUGCAAGAGCACAGGCCACGUCAAGGGCCAGCCUGACGCUGCGACACUGCAGGUGUCCCUCGGCCGCGCCUCAUGAGAGGCUGGACCGCGCUCAUCGCAUUAUACCCAGCACUCGCGCCACGCUGUGCUCGUCUUCUAUACCCACCUUCCCCCCGUCAACUCAGCAUAGCAUCACUCAGGGCCUGGAUGGUAGCGGCCUGGGAUGGUUCGUGGCAUAGCCACGCUGUAUUCUUAUAGUUGUAAACUAAGUUUAACGUUGUGCGAUUGCUGUGCAUCGUCUUGUAUAUGCUAUCUGUAUUGCUUUUUGGGACGCUAUACACUUACAGACUCCUAAUCAUCACGGACUCCCCCAUCGUCUCUAUUCUCAGCUCCUAUCCCGCGCACACACCCGCUCGUCUCUUCACAUGUUUUGUAUCCCACACCCCUCACGAUAACGCAGCCACUGCUGUGCGCGUCUG